CGUUUAAAGCCAGUAGGAGAAUAAGCUCUGAAAUAUUUAACUGGUAGUGAACGCGUGCACUUGAUUCAUAUCGCUGUUAAUAAACGUUUUUAUUUUAAUGCCCAAGCGCUCAUCAAACCAACUCCAUCAACAGGCUGAUAAAUCAUAAAACAGAAACAAUUAAAAAAUUUCCGUAACUAACAGUAAUUGCUACGUAAUGUCGUCACCACUGCUGAGCGCUCAAUGCGCAGCUCAGAGUAUUGGCCCGGUCAACACAAUGGUCAGCACGCUAAUACAAGCGUUGCUCGCCGCACACUGCGCCAUCUCGCCACCUGACUUGUGGCCACCAGAUUACGCUGAUCAACUACUGAGAAAAGGAGAAGAUACAUACGAUUUCGUAGUCAUAGGCGCCGGCUCUGCGGGUUCCGUGAUAGCCAGUCGAUUGAGUGAGAAUCCGAAUUGGAAAGUGUUGGUGCUUGAAGCGGGCGGAGAUCCUCCACAAGAGUCUGAGGUGCCCAGCACUUUAUUCGCUCUGGAACAUUCAAAAGUAGACUGGAAUUAUUUGACUGAAUACAGCGAAAAGUCUUGUUGGGGCUUGGUUGAUAGACGUUGCUAUUGGCCGCGUGGUAAAAUGAUAGGUGGCACGGGUGGUAUGAACGGUAUGCUUUAUAUACGCGGCCAUCGAGGCGAUUACGACGAUUGGGUACAGGCUGGUAACACAGGUUGGGGUUGGGACGAUGUGGUACCGUAUUUCGAACGCUCAGUACGACCAGUUGGUAAUGGCACGCAUCCUCAAGGAUACGUUACACUCAACGCGUUUCCGGUCAACGACGCGGACGUUGAAAAUAUGGUAUAUGGAGGCACUGCAGAAUUAGGUAUACCCCGUGUACGCGAGUUCACCGAAGGCAGCGAGAUGGGAUAUUCCAAUUUGCCAGGUACAUUUCAAAAUGGACGACGCAUAAGCACAGGCAAGGGCCACCUUGCGAAAGUUUCGCAACGCCCAAACCUACAGGUCAUCAAAAAUGCGCUUGUGACAAAUUUAAAUUUCGAUGAUAGUGGUGAAAAUGUACGUUCAGUCAGUUUCAUUGUACGAAACAAACAUAAAAUGCGAGUAAAUAUUGGCAAAGAGUUGGUGUUAUCGGCUGGCGCAAUUGAUUCACCAAAGCUGUUAAUGUUGUCUGGUGUGGGUCCGGCAGUGCAUUUGAAGCAACUGAACAUUCCAGUGGUCCAUGACUUACCUGUCGGCAAUAAUCUGUAUGAUCACGUGCAGGUUGUGACAUUCUUGAAAUUAAACGAGCAUUUGGCACGGCCUCUAACGCCCCUAGAUAGCCUAGAUAACAUUUACAACUAUCUAAUUCACCAGAAUGGGCCUUUAGCUUCUCACGGCACUGCGUCGCUAGUAGGAUUCAUCAAUACGCUCAAGAAUGGUCCAUACCCGGAUAUUGAAUAUCAUCAUUUCACUUUGCGACGAGGUGAUUUUGAUGGCCUAGAAACUUUCCUUACUGGCCUUAAUGUCAAAGAAGAAUUUAAAGCUCAUAUACGAAGAGUGAUUGAAACUGCGGACGUUUUGGGCAUCUUCAAUGUGCUCUCGAACCCAAAAUCCACGGGAAACAUACGCCUGCGAAGCGCUGAUUACAGAGAUCCACCUAAAUUGACACCCAACUACUUUAGUGAUCGCGAAGAUGAGGCGACGUUAUUGCGCGCAAUCCGCUUCCAAGAGCAACUGCUAAACACCGCAGCAUAUAAAGCAAUGAACGCGUCUUUAAUACUACCCCUGAUUGCCGAGUGCAGUGUCUUUGAGCUACAGAGCGACGACUAUUGGCGUUGCUACAUUAAGUACUUCUCAUGCACCACUUAUCAUCAGGCGGGCUCUGUGAAAAUGGCGCCCGAGACGGAUCAGACGAGCUGUGUGAAUCCACGUUUGCGUCUGCGUGGUGUUGGAAACUUGCGUGUGGCCGAUGCUAGCAUCAUGCCAAAGAUUCCCAGUGCAAAUACAAAUGCGGCUACAAUUAUGAUUGCUGAGAAGGCUGUAGAUUUCAUACGCGAAGAUUGGCAAGGUUAGGAGCUUUAUUUACAAGUUCAAGUGUUAUGCGAAAAUGUAGAGAUUUAGGGGUAUAAUGGUUUGAG
Molecule: messenger RNA, 2106 nt
Organism: Anastrepha obliqua
Lineage: Eukaryota; Metazoa; Arthropoda; Insecta; Diptera; Tephritidae
Product: glucose dehydrogenase [FAD, quinone]-like
Exons: 2
Coding region: 197-2041 (614 amino acids)
Molecular function (GO): flavin adenine dinucleotide binding; ecdysone oxidase activity
Source: RefSeq, a predicted model, not a curated record